Messenger RNA from Fukomys damarensis (Damara mole-rat), 3777 nucleotides. RefSeq names its product transmembrane protein 72 (gene Tmem72). The coding region runs from base 244 to 1068 and encodes 274 amino acids. The transcript has 5 exons. Lineage: Eukaryota; Metazoa; Chordata; Mammalia; Rodentia; Bathyergidae. The record is from RefSeq and is a predicted model, not a curated record.
UGCUGGGCCAGCAGCUCCGGGCCAGGCUGGAGCAUUCUUCCAAGGUAAUGAUUAAGCUGUGCACCUGACCAGCCAGGCUCACACCUCCUAGGCUGUGGUGGCCAGGACUGGCUGGGAAGGCAGAUCCCCUCUCUGGGACCCACCAGCAGCCUCAGCUCCUGUCUGCCUGCACAUAUGGUCUUCCCAAGCAUCCCUGGACUGUAGCCUGUGCUGCCUGCCCUCUGGACUCACUGCACCUCCACCAUGAAGCUCUGGAUGUUCUGGACUGGGCUAGAGUACACCUGCCGGAUCCUGGGCAUCACCACUGCAUCAGUGUUGAUUGGCGUGGGCACCGAGACCCUCCUCCAGGGGCAGUUCAAAAGCCUGGCCUUCUAUCUGCUGUUUAUAGGUACUGCCGUGGCCAUGUGUGAAGGGGCCUACUUUGUGGUGCAGCUGCUGGCCAUCUGCUUUAAGUGCCAGCAGGGGUCCCUGGCCCACUCUGCCAGGGAGAAGGCCCUCUGGCUGGGCUGCUUCCAGAAGUUCCUGGCCUACAUGCUGCUGUCAGUGGCCUGCUUCCUCCACCCUGUGCUGGUGUGGCAUGUGACCAUCCCAGGCUCCAUGCUCAUUGUCACCGGCCUUGCCUACUUCCUGCUGAGCAAGCGCAAGAAGACCAAGGCCAGGGCUUCUGGGCCAGCUGCCCCUGAGCAGUACACAGACCCCUCGGGCAGUGCUGUGAGUACCACAGGCUCCGGGGACAUGGAGAAGACCUACACCUUCCAUGGGGCCCUCACGGGGACGUCUGGCUCCCUCUUCACCCACAUGAAGAGCCUCCUGUGGGGAACCCGGGGAACUGGCAGCCUGCUGCACCCUGACACCAUGACCGAGCUGCCGCUGCAGGCUGCAGAUGGCCUGGCCAAGAAGAAGCAGGUGCACUUCCAGGACGACGCAGUCAGGAUCAUCCCAUCCCUCGCCGAGGCCCUGGAUGAUGGGGACAGUGAGCCAGAGACCACCUCCGACACUGCACCCAUCAUCCCAGUCUCCCAGGCCCCGCGCCUGCUGUCCUCACUCGAGGCUCCCAACCUGUACUGAGCAGCACGGUGAGGGAAACUCACAGUCCAUGGCCAGUGCUUCCUGUCAUGCACAGAGGACGGAGUCUUCAUGGUCAGGUCUUCCAGGGUGACCAGACACCCCGUGGUGGCCAGACCUUGGAGCCAUUGGGGCCAUUGGGGGUGUGGUGGCCAGGAAGUCACCAGUUAGCACAGGGUCCUCCUUCUCCACCAUGGAUGGGAAAAUCCUUGCUGUGUCCACACUGGCUGCAGGGUCACUGUGUCUGCUCCAAUGAGACAGGGGAUGUUGUCCUGACAGACUCCACCAGGCUACCCCUGCUCCCAACCUGGAGCCUCUGCUGUGACCCCAGCUCUGAAAGCUGAAAGGGACAAAGUGGCCUCCAGAACAGAUGUGGGGGUCAAAGGCAGGUGUAGGUGUAGAAGGCAGCCAUGGGUCCCAACCAAGAUGGUUUCAGUGGGGACAGAAGCUACAGACUCCAGGGCCAGAGCAGCUGCCAGGAGCCUCAUUUUGAAUCACAGAGCCACCAGGGGCCACUGCCACCCUGGACAUUGCUCACUCAAGAAGCACGGCUAAAGUCUUCCCAGCUCUGGACCUCCCAAGAGCCCAAGUGGAUGAGAGUCCGUCAUGGCCUGCAGGGCUGCUGUGUGCCUGCAGGACCUGGGGUGGAGCCCAGGCAGCCACAGCAGAAGUAGCCUUUCCAUGUGGGUGCCAAGAGGUGGACAGGUGUAUACACAGGGCUGUUCUCAGUGAGAGGGAAGAAGGCAGAGAGGGAAGAAGAGGACAGGAUGGUGGUGGGUGGGCCAGGUCUGUGCUUUGGGCUGGGGAGGGGAAGCGAAGCUGAAGGAAGAAAGGAGUCAGAACCAGAUAUUUCUUAGUAAAGGACUUGCAGUGUCCACUUCUGAGAGAUGCAUUUGUCCUUGAGGCCCCUGCAGGAAAAGCAGCCUGCUCCUCUCGGGCAGCCAGAAGUGGCUGUGGGAAGGGCUUGGCGAGCCUCGGAUCACCGGCUUCGAAGUCUGCAGGCUCUCUUCAGGCCCUGUCUGUGCCAUAGGCUUUUCAGUGCCCCUACGUGUUGCCUUUCUUGUAAAGAUAUAAAAAUGAGGCCCCAUGGAAGCUGACAGUGUCCAUCACUUGGGUCCCCCUGCAGUCACCCACCUUCCUCUCACAUCCAAGGGCCAGGGGCUGAUGGAUGCAUCCCCAGCAGCCCUUGGUGGGAGGACAGCAGGGUCUGAUGGUGUGCAGUUGCAGUCGGGAGAACAGAUGGUAUAGGAAAUGGGUCAGGCAGGCGGGGUCUCGCCCAUCACACAUGGAUCCCUCGCAUCUGAACACCAUCACCACACCCCUGUGACACAGGAGUGGUAGGCCCUUGAGUGACAUGGCAGCCCCAUCUCUGGGUGACUAAGAACAAAUCUGAAGGUGUGAGCUCAGAGAUGUGUCAUAAACAUGUCAGAGGGAGGCUUGCAUUGGCAGCUCCAGGUGACAUCUAGGUUUCAUGGGAACUGUCACCGGUUAAUGGGAGUCUGCUCUGGGUGCAGCAUUAGAUAGCAAUGGUGAUGGCAGCUAGGUUAGCAAAGUGAAGCUCUCAGUCUUCUCUCAAAAAAGAAAAAAAUCAUAAACAGACCAGGAUCCUCACUGGGUCACUGGGCCAGAUGAGAAAUAACCUCUCUUCAUGAACAGGGGAGCACACCCAGCUCCACCGGGCCCUUGUCUAAGCACUCACAUCCAAGCCUCAUCCCCUGGUCUCCGCACAGCAGUUGUGGAAAUUACCUCAGCCCUGCAGAGAAACAGUGACCCUACAGUGACUAUAGUCCUCUCUCAGCACAAACCAGAGCUGAGGCUUUGUGGAGUGGGACAGAGUGGCUGGCAGGACAAAGCAUACUGGGCUGGGCCACUUAUCUGCCACUGGCAUAGCCCCAUCUGCCACUAACACAUGUUCCUGGCCUUUUUCAGUUGCUGCUGUUUACACAGGAGAACCUGGACCUGGGGUGUUAGGGCUGGGCAAGGGCUAUAAAUCUACAGAUCCUGGUCACAGGGAGGGCACUACAUCCAGGGCAUCAUCCUGGGGAGGGUCCUGUUGCCAGCCCAGUGAUACAGAGCCACGGGGAACCCAAAUCCUGAGGAUCCAGGCCCUGGAGUCCUCUUAGCCUGACCUUAUUUUUGUGUUUAUUGUUUGGUUGGUUGGUUUAAAUUUUCUUAAGCGUCUUUAUUGAAAUACAAUUCAAAUAUAUCAUAAAAUCCACCUGUUUAAAGGAUAUAGUUAAAUGAUUUUUAAUAUAUUUAUAAUCUAAGUUCACCACAAUCAUUAUCAUUAAAAUUCAGAUUUUCAUCUCCAGAAAAAGAAACCCAUGGCAGUACCUAUUAACUGUUCCUCACUGUUUGUCUCCUGCCCUAUGCGGCCACUGAUAUCUAUUUUUUAUAAAUAAUGCCUUUUCUGGGCAUUUGCUAUAAAUGGAACCAUGCAAUAACAUGUAAUAUGAUCCUUUUUUUAGUAACAUCUGUCUCUUUAUUGUUAUUCUCUAUUAGUAAGUUGUUCUCAUGCUUUAAUUCCUUUAGUUGUGUGGACACAUUCACAACAGUCACCUGGAGUUGUUGACCUACACCUGGGCCCCCUCAGAAGCUGGGUUUCUUGGCUGUUUUUCCACUGAAUGUCAUGAUUUGUUUCUUUUCAUAUCUCAAAAAUUUGUUCUUAACAACAGACCUGGAUAUUUGGGAUAAAUAUGUGGUGACUCUGGA